This is a messenger RNA of Calypte anna (Anna's hummingbird), 1774 nucleotides long. Its product is annotated as radial spoke head protein 4 homolog A-like. The transcript is spliced from 6 exons. NCBI's taxonomy places the organism in Eukaryota, Metazoa, Chordata, Aves, Apodiformes, Trochilidae. The record is from RefSeq and is a predicted model, not a curated record. Gene Ontology annotation, biological process: cilium movement involved in cell motility; cilium assembly; axoneme assembly. Gene Ontology annotation, cellular component: radial spoke; axoneme. The coding region runs from base 11 to 1774 and encodes 587 amino acids.
GGGCCAGGCCAUGGGUGACCCUUCCGAGGAGCCAGGCUCCAGGGAACACUCUUGGUCCGGGCACAGACCCGAGCGGCCCGAGCCGUUCGCUUCUUAUCAAGCUUCCUAUGAACGCGAGCACGGCCCUAUUGAGCCACAUGAACCAGGUUAUGGUCUUUAUCAGCCAGGAUACAGUCCGUAUGAUGCUCAGAUAUCCGAUACCAAAUCCCGAAUGCUGGCAAUUCAAAAUGCCAAAGCGUAUUUACUGAAGAGCAGCACAACAUCUGGCCUGAACCUAUACGAUCAUCUUGCUAAUAUGCUAACAAAGAUCCUGGAUGAACAGCCCACAAAUGCAGUAGACAUAAUUGAGAAUAUCAGCAAGGAUGUGAAGUGGGCUCAGUUUCAGAAAAAAAUGGACACUCUUCGAGAUGAACAUGAGAUUCUUCCAACAUUUGAAGCUGCAGAAAAGCAAAAAGCUUUGUUCACCAAGGAAAGUGGAGGAGAGGAAGAACAAGAAGAAGAGAUAGGAGAGAGCCCUUUACCUAAUGUGAUGGAAACAGCCUUUUAUUUUGAACAGGCUGGAAUUGGCUUAAGCAAAGAAGAAUCCUAUCGCAUAUUCCUUGCCCUUAGAAAACUAAUCAGUGAUCAUCGAAUGCAGACCUGUCGCUUCUGGGGCAAAAUUUUGGGCCUGGAAAUGAACUAUAUUAUAGCUGAAGUACAGUUCCAAGAGGGGGAAGAGGAGGAGGAGGAAGCAGAGGAGGAAGAUGAUAAUGAGGAGAGAGAGAAAGAGAUGGGUGAGGAUGAAGAUGAAGAUGAAGAUGAGACAAAAAAAAAAGAUGAACCACCAAAGUCCACUUAUAAGCCUCCACCUGUCAUCCCAAAAGAAGAAAAUGGGACAGGGGCUAAUAAAUAUGUCUACUUUGUCUGUAAUGACCCAAGCAACCCAUGGGUGAAGUUGCCUCCAGUGACACCAGCCCAGAUUGUCUGUGCCAGGAAAAUCAAGAAGUUCUUCACUGGUCGUCUGGAUGCUCCCGUUGUGAGCUUUCCUCCUUUCCCUGGAAACGAAGCCAACUACCUGCGUGCACAGAUAGCUCGGAUCUCAGCAGGGACACAUAUCUCUCCCAUUGGAUUUUACCAGUUUCCAGAGGAAGAAGGAGAUGAUGAUGAGGAAGGGGAGGGAGGAAGAGAUACAUUUGAAGAAAAUCCUGAUUUUCAGCCACUUUCUGUGGCUGAAAUGGUGGAUUCUGUCUCUGCGUGGGUACACCAUGUACGGAGUAUCCUUGAGCAGGGUCGUUGUGUUUGGUUUAAUCCUUUUCAAAAAUCAGAGGAAGAAGAAGAAGAAGAGGAAGGGGAGGAGAAAGAAGAGGAGCCAGGUGAACUGGACCGAGAAGUUGGACCUCCUCUUCUCACUCCACUCUCUGAAGAUGAAGGAAUUCAAAACAUCCCUGCUUGGACAGCUUAUCCUUCUACAACCCUGAUCCCACAACAUGCUGUUGCAAUCCUCCAGUCAAACCGAUGGCCUGGGGCAUUUGCCUUUGCAUCUGGCAAGAAAUUUGAUAACAUUUACUUUGGCUGGGGUCACAAAUACAGUCCAGAGAACCAGAAUCCUGUGCUGCCUCCACCUGUGCAAGCAGAAUACCCCAGUGGGCCAGAGAUCACUGAGGGAACUGACCCCACCCUGGAGGAAGAAAAUGCUUUCAAGGCUGCCAAGGAAAAAGCCUUAGCAGAUGAGGAAGAACAAGAGGAAGAACAAGAGGAAGAGAAUGAAGAGGAAGAGGAGGAGGAUGAUGAUUAA